UUGUCCUUAUGUGUGAGGAUAGCUAGUUGGAAGGGAGAAAUUAUUAUAAUGUUGGAUGUUGCUAAAUUCCAAUUGCUGGUUACAAAAAAUUUCAUUGAUAUCCUCGGUGUUAGGGUUUAUUUGUCUUAAUUCAAUCUCUCACCCAUAUCCCCUAUUUAACUAUUUUCUCCAUUUUCUCACCUCUCUAUAUAUCAUCUAUCUUAAAUGUUAUCACUACCAUGGCUGCUGAGCUUGGCCUUCUCUCUCUGACCCAACUCCACCACCAAAACCCAUCCCAAAUCCAACAAGAUCAGCCACAAAACUCAUCAUCUUCAUCAUCAUCAUCAACUUUCUGGAUGUGGAACCCUAAGCAAACUCAAGAAGAUGAUGAUUCAUGGGAGGUCAGAGCUUUUCAAGAGGACACAGGUAAUGCAAUGGGAACCACUUGGCCUCCACGUUCUUAUACUUGCACUUUUUGCAGAAGAGAAUUUCGUUCUGCUCAAGCCCUAGGUGGUCACAUGAACGUGCACCGCCGUGACCGUGCUAGGCUCCACCAGACAGUGCUUCAGCCACCGCCUGGUUCAAUCAAACCACCCAGCUCAUCAACUUCUACUUCUUCAUCUGCUAUCUUAAUCCCAGCUCAAGAAUUUUCCACUAAUGGUGGUGGGUUAUGUUUGCUCUACCAAUUACCAAACCCUAAUGGAGUUUUUUCUUCCACAGCUAUGAAUGCAUGUGCUGUUGAGUCUCCUACUCUUCUCUCUAUCUCGCCGUAUCACCAUAGCAACUUGAUUGGGCAAGCUCUUAAUUAUCCAGCAGCUUCAUCAUUGAUAAAUUCUUCUCAUUUUUACUCAAGCAAACCAGAAUCUGCAGCCUCUUUUGACAAGUGCAAGGAGAUGGGAAGUGAAGAACUUGAUCUAGAGCUGAGGCUCGGCCACAGAUCGACGAAAUCAUCAUCAUCAUCAUCAUCCCCAUCAUGAUAUGAUUACUAGAAAAAAGCUUAAUUAGAGUGAAAGUUUGAAUUUUUUUUUUCUUUUGCAACUUCUGCAGUGUGGAAGAUAGAGAAGAUGGCUUAAAUUGUAAGAUAUAGUCUAUUUUGAUGGACUAGCUAGUGUGUGAGAUUUUUUUGUUUUUAGUUUUUAAUUUUUGAAUCAAUUUUUGAAGAUGAGAUUGCCUCUUAGUGUGUGUUUGAGAGAGAGGCAGAGAGAUUUUAGGUGCCAUGGAAAGUAAAGAGAAGGAAAGUAGAAGAAAGAUGAGCACCAUGUAAACUCAAAGAAGGGAAAAAAAAUUGAAUGAUUUAAUUGUUUAUGAAAAAUAAAAGAAACAAGAUUAGGAAUUGAGUGAUUCCUGGUAAAGUAUGCAGUGGGCUGUCAUUUUCU
This is a messenger RNA of Manihot esculenta (cassava), 1355 nucleotides long. Its product is annotated as transcriptional regulator SUPERMAN. The transcript has a single exon. Lineage: Eukaryota; Viridiplantae; Streptophyta; Magnoliopsida; Malpighiales; Euphorbiaceae. The record is from RefSeq and is a predicted model, not a curated record. The coding region runs from base 219 to 956 and encodes 245 amino acids.